Molecule: messenger RNA, 3630 nt
Organism: Nymphalis io (European peacock)
Lineage: Eukaryota; Metazoa; Arthropoda; Insecta; Lepidoptera; Nymphalidae
Gene: sfl
Product: bifunctional heparan sulfate N-deacetylase/N-sulfotransferase
Exons: 15
Coding region: 596-3286 (896 amino acids)
Cellular component (GO): Golgi apparatus
Molecular function (GO): heparan sulfate N-sulfotransferase activity; deacetylase activity
Source: RefSeq, a predicted model, not a curated record
CGAGACGCCCGGAAGGUUUGACGUGUCGCGCUCCACGAACUCAUCCGGCUUACGCGUACGAAAUGUGUGACAAUAAGUGUUGCUUCCUCUUUAAUAUUUAAUUUUAUUAAAUAAUACCUUAAGAGAUAAUAUCAUAAAUAUAUACAGCGUAAUACAUUUAUUGUGAAUAAUUUGCUUAAACUUCGUGAAUAAAUGCUGACUGAUACGGGACACUCCACGUAUAUAGGAUAAAUCCGAUGAGAUCGGCAAGGAAGGCCGUCAGAGUUUGCAUACGGAUGCCGUGAGCUCUGUCAACGGGAGCGCACGCCGUCGCCGUGAUGAGCACAACCCGCCAAAAUGCGUCGGCGGCCAUUUUAAAUAGGCAACUGACACGUUUGUCAUUACGAGAUGGCCGGCGUCCGUACAUACAGCCUUCAAGCGCAGCAACACAUUUGCACCCCUCUGCAUCACUAUGAAAUGUGGAAACACGGCAAGUGGCGACAAAAAUCACCACCAAGGACAAACGCGGCCAUUAGAGUACCCAGAUAGAGAUUGUACAGUGAACAUUUGUAGAGGCCUAAGUGUUAUUGUGUUGUGUAAAUAUAGUGGUGUGUAAAUGAUAGAUAUGGCGGGCGAAAGUCGAGGAGCGCGUACGCCGCUGCUCGAAUGCGGCGACUUUGCGCAUACGCAUAAGACGGCAACGCCUCGUUGCUGUAUAUGGUUGGCUAGCCAUGUCAAUGUGAGGAAAUGUGUAGCCGGCAUUAUGCUGCUCUCCGUCCUCACCAUAUUCUUCUAUACGUAUUAUGUCACAAUGCCGCUUACAAGCCUUGUGUGGCGCGAUCGAGUACCGCGUCCGCUGUCGCAGUGCUCGCUGCUGGCGUCGCAACAGCAGACCGCACGGGACCACCGCUCGGACGCGCGACUACGCAUCGAUGCUAAAGUGCUUGUCAUAGCCGAGUCGUUAUACUCGCGACUGGGACGUGACAUCGCCGAGCUGCUUGUCGCCAACCGAAUACGGUACAAAGUGGAAGUCGCAGGCAAAAGUCUGCCAGUGCUUACCACUUUGGACAAGGGGCGAUACGGAGUGAUUGUGUUCGAGUCGCUGUCGAAAUAUGCAAAUAUGGACAAGUGGAAUCGAGAACUUCUCGACAAAUAUUGUCGAGAAUAUUCAGUAGGGGUCGUCGGGUUCGCAACGCCGGGGGAGGAGAGCCUUGUUGGCGCUCAGUUGAAAGGAUUCCCACUCUUCAUGCAUACCAAUCUAAGGCUUAAGGACGCAGCUCUAAACCCAGCGUCGCCGGUCUUGCGGCUAGCUCGCGCCGGCGAAACCGCUUGGGGCUCGCUGCCCGGUGACCACUGGACCGUGUUCAGAGCUAACUCUUCCACAUAUGAACCUGUGGCUUGGGCGUUACGAGAGAACGAUUACGGCACUAGUGAAGACCGAAUGCCGUUGGCGACUGUAGUUCAAGAUCACGGGCGCUUGGACGGUGUCCAAAGAGUACUCUUCGGAUCCGGCCUCCAGUUCUGGCUUCAUCGUAUACUGUUCCUGGACGCUCUGAGCUACCUGAGCCAUGGCCAGCUUAGUUUGAGCCUCGACAGAUGGAUACUUGUAGAUAUUGACGACAUCUUUGUAGGUGAACGAGGUACACGUCUGCACGAAGAGGAUGUGUCAGCGUUGCUCGCGUCUCAGGCGGCGCUGCAGCGUCUCGUGCCAGGCUUCCGGUUCAACCUAGGUUUCAGCGCAAAGUACUACCAUCACGGCACCGCUUUGGAGAAUCGAGGUGAUGAUGCUUUGCUGAAAAACAGAGAACAUUUUAACUGGUUUUGCCACAUGUGGAAUCACCAGCAACCACAUCUAUACAAUAAUGUUUCCCAACUCGAAACCGAGAUGACGAUGAACAAACAGUUUGCAAUCGAACACGGUAUACCAACCAAUUCGUGCUACUCCGUAUCGCCGCACCAUUCAGGAGUGUAUCCCGUGCACGAACCACUGUACGAAGCGUGGAGGAAAGUCUGGGAUGUAAAAGUUACGAGUACUGAAGAAUAUCCCCAUUUACGACCAGCUAGGCUACGACGCGGUUUUCGUCACAGAGGUGUGAUGGUUCUGCCACGUCAGACAUGCGGGCUAUUCACGCACACAUUGCUCUUGGAACGAUAUCCCGGGGGCAGACAGCGUCUCGACCGUUCCAUACAAGGCGGGGAGCUGUUCCAAACGGUCAUCAAUAACCCGAUAAACGUGUUCAUGACGCACAUGUCUAACUACGGCAACGAUCGCCUGGCUCUAUACACCUUCGAGUCCGUGGUGAAGUUCCUCCGAUGCUGGACAAACGUUCGUCUCGCGUCCGCUCCGCCACUUGCGCUCGCUGAAAAGUACUUCCAACUGAGGCCGGACGAACUGAACCCGCUGUGGGGGAAUCCAUGCGACGACAUCCGUCACCGUCGAAUUUGGUCGAAGAGUAAAUGGUGUGACACGUUACCGAAGAUUUUAGUGAUCGGACCACAGAAAACAGGCAGUACCGCGCUGUACACGUUCCUGGCUAUGCAUCCGACUUUAGUGCCAAACCUGCCGAGUCCGACAACUUAUGAGGAAUUGCAGUUCUUCAAUAACAACAACUACUUGAAAGGAUUGGACUGGUAUUUAAAUUACUUCCCUCCGAGCCAGAGUAAUAACACGCAGAUAACAUUUGAGAAAUCAGCGACUUACUUCGAUGGAGACCUCGUGCCUCGUCGUGCGCAUGCGCUUUUACCGAACGCGAAAAUCAUCGCCAUACUUAUAUCGCCCUCAAAAAGAGCGUAUUCCUGGUACCAACACAUACGCUCGCACGGCGACCCCAUCGCCAACAACUACACCUUCCACACCGUCAUCACGGCCAACGACUCUAGUCAGAAAUCACUACGGGAUUUAAGGAACCGCUGUUUGAACCCGGGAAAGUACAGCCAUUACCUAGAGCGAUGGUUGUCGGAGUACAGCGCCCACCAAAUCCAUAUACUGGACGGUUCGCUUCUACGGACGGAACCGGCGACUGCUAUGAACACAUUGCAGAAAUUCCUAAAGAUUCCGCAUUUGGAUUAUAACAAGCUUCUUAAAUACGAUGCUAAAAAAGGUUUCUUCUGCCAAGCCGUCGGCAGUGAGAAAACGAAAUGCCUCGGAAAGUCCAAAGGUCGAAUAUAUCCACCGAUGGAGGAUCGUUCAGCCAAAUUCCUCAGACGAUAUUAUACGCCUCAUAAUACGGCUCUGUCCAAAUUACUGGUGAGACUUGGCCGUCCAGUGCCACAGUGGCUCAAGGAGGAACUAAUCGGGAAUGGAUAGCAUUUCUUUCAACCUAAAAGGUUGGAAAGAAAUAGAAAAACUAUACAUGGAUUGAUCAAAGUUUGUGUCGUGAAUGUACCGUGACGAGACUGGUUAGUCCGAGUUAUGAACUGUGGACGUUUGCAAUACGUAAAAUUGUUUUUAACGUUUCAAUGUGAGAGUAUCCUUGUUGAAAUAUAUCUUUGUCUAUCGAAUCUUGUAUUAUAUUCAGAGUGAUAUUAAAUGAUUUACUUUAAUAUAAUCAUCGUUUCGACGAUCGGAUGUGUUUUUUCUAUGUAGAUGGUAAUUUUAUUUUUAUCAUUAGAAUAAGUAUUCAGUGUUCAUAAAAAUAAAUGUUAAAUAAA